AUGGCUUCCAAGAGGCAUUUGCAGAGUUUGUUCAACAGAAUUUGCAGGGAAAGUAGAAUUAUUAGGAGUUUUGGUGCUCUCUCUGAAAAAACCAUGCCUUCCUCUUCUCAACACCUCAUUAAUUUGGAAUAUGAAUGCAGUGCCCACAAUUAUCACCCCGUUCCAAUUGUAUUCUCUCAAGCGAAGGGAUCAUCUAUAUGGGAUCCUGAAGGCAACAAAUAUCUUGAUUUUCUCUCAGCCUACUCUGCAGUUAAUCAGGGACAUUGUCAUCCAAAGAUUGUUAAAGCAUUACUAGAACAGGCAGAAAGGCUCACUCUUAGCUCUAGAGCCUUCUAUAAUGAAAGAUUUCCAAUAUUUGCAGAGCAUCUAACCAGCAUGUUUGGUUAUGAAAUGGUCUUACCAAUGAAUACUGGUGCCGAAGGUGUAGAAACAGCUCUGAAGUUGGCAAGGAAAUGGGGCUAUGAGAAGAAAAAGAUUCCCAAAGAUGAGGCUAUCAUUGUCUCGUGUUGUGGCUGCUUCCAUGGUCGUACAUUGGCUGUUAUUUCUAUGAGCUGUGACAAUGAGGCUACUCGUGGUUUUGGGCCCUUGUUGCCUGGCCACCUCAAAGUUGAUUUUGGUGAUGAAGUUGCUCUUGAGAAGAUAUUUAAAGAAAAAGGAGAUCGGAUAGCCGGAUUUCUUUUUGAACCUAUCCAAGGAGAGGCUGGGGUUAUAAUUCCUCCAGAUGGUUAUCUAAAAGCUGUCAGAGAUCUUUGCUCAAAAUACAAUAUUUUAAUGGUUGCUGAUGAGAUACAAACUGGCUUGGCACGGACAGGAAGAAUGCUAGCUUGCGAUUGGGAAGAAGUUCGCCCAGAUGUUGUAAUACUAGGAAAAGCAUUGGGUGGUGGAGUGGUUCCUGUAAGUGCAGUGCUUGCAGACAAAGAUGUUAUGCUUUGUAUCAGACCAGGAGAGCAUGGAAGCACCUUUGGCGGAAAUCCUUUGGCUAGUGCAGUUGCUGCUGCUUCACUAGAGGUUAUCAGAGAUGAGCGACUCGCUGAGAGUUCUUCUAGUUGGCGGAACAAAAAGUGAAUUUCUUGUGCUUGGCAUUCGUAAGUUGAGUUUUGUCAUCAAUUGUUUAUCUUGUGCUUUACUCGAUUUGCUUGGCUUAUUAUUGGGCUUGCAAUGGUUGCGCUGGCAUUUAGCUUCACUCAGCUCAUUUAGCUAAUGAGCUCUAGUCUAAUGUUCAAGCUCGGCUCAUUUCACUAAUGAACAACACAUGAAUGAGCUUUUUAGCAAGCCACACCCAUGCUGUCAUGAACAACUUGGUUCAUUUACAGCUCUACAGGCUUCAAUCUAUGAAAAGUUGUUAAACUACUUAGAUACACUUAACCCCUUAAGUUUGUGAUAUUAUCACUCCUAGCCCCGUCAUCUGGGAAUCUAACUUGGUCUUCCCUGUUCAAUAAUGUAAAUUUGUUACUGUUGUCUCUCUCUCUCUCUCUCUUCACUACUUGUUACUCUGCA
This is a messenger RNA of Camellia sinensis, 1497 nucleotides long. The record is from RefSeq and is a predicted model, not a curated record. Lineage: Eukaryota; Viridiplantae; Streptophyta; Magnoliopsida; Ericales; Theaceae.